CCCAUACUAAUCAUACUGUAUCACAUUGCAUCGUUGCGCAGUCUACGCGUUAUUGUUGUUAUACUAAGACGUUGGAGUCAUUCAUUUUCCACCCAAAAUCAGACUGUUUUCUGGUGAACUGGUAGGCUAGAUCAAUCAACCAUGGCAGAGGGAGAAGCAUUAGAUCCAGAUUGGUUUGGAUAUGAGUGUAAAUCAGGACAGAUUCUGUUCUACUAUAACAAAACAACAGGAGAACACGUAUGGGCAGGUGGUGAUAACAUUUCCAUGACAAAACCAGAUGAAAGUAAUCCAGAUUUGUGUGGAUAUGAAUGUAAAUCAGGAGAAAUUCUGUUCUACUAUGACAAGAAAACAGGAAAACAUCGAUGGGCAGGUGGUACUGAUCAAUUAAACAACAAUGAUUGCCAACUGUCAGUAUCCUGUGAAGACAUCCAGUGUACAGAGACUGAUGACUGUGGCUGUAGUAAUGGACAGAAGAUGCAAAGCUUGAAGAAACAUGUUAAACAAGAAAACAGCAAUUCAUUAAAGGAUAGUGGUUGCUUCAAUGAUAGAGAUGAGGAGACCCUACCCAGUUCGCAACAGAUAUCACAAGAACAUGUCAAUGAAAAAUCAGAAGAACAAGGUGAUGAACUUAUCCACACAGGUGCAAAACCACCAAAUGUAAAAGUACGCAAAUGCACUUACUGUAACCAGGCAUUUAAAAGAAAAAGUGAUCUUGUAAGGCAUGAAAGUACCCAUACAGAAGUCAAACCAUUCAAGUGUACAUACUGCAACAAGGCAUUUACAAUUAAGCGCUAUCUAAAUGCACAUGAACGCAUCCAUAAAGGAAUCAAACCAUACAAGUGCACACACUGUAAUAAGGCAUUUACUCGACAAGGUACUCUGAAGAACCACGAACGUAUUCACACAGGCGUCACUUCAUACAAGUGUACAUACUGUGACAAAGAAUUUACAUAUCAGAUUAAUUUAAAGAAACAUGAACUUAUUCACACAAGUGCCAAACCAACAAACGAAAAAGCACGCAAUUGCACCUACUGUAACAAGGCAUUUAAAAGAAAAAAUGAUCUGGUAAGACACGAACGUAUCCAUACAGGAGUCAAACCAUAUAAGUGUACAUACUGCAACAAGGCAUUUAUACGCAAGCGUAAUCUAGAGUCACAUGAACGCAUCCAUACAGGGAUCAAACCGUACAAGUGCACACACUGUGAUAAGGCGUUUACUCAAAAGAGUAUACUAAAGACACAUGAACGUAUCCAUACAGGUACCACUUCAUACAAGUGUACAUACUGUAACAAAGAAUUUACAUAUCAGAUUCAUUUAAAGCAGCAUGAACUUAUUCACACUGGUGCCAAACCAUACAAGUGUACAUACUGUGAUAAGCCAUUUAGACAUUCAAAUAGUCUUAAGGCACAUGAACGUACCCAUACAGGUGUCCAACCAUACAAGUGUAAAUACUGUAAUAAAGCAUUUACACAAUUGAAAAGUCUGAGGAUGCAUGAAAGUAUCCAUACAGGUGUCAAACCAUACAAGUGUUCCUCCUGUGAUAAGACAUUUACAUUUCAGUGUUCUUUAAAGACGCAUGAACGUGUCCAUACAGGAGUAAAACCAUACAAGUGUUCUCACUGUGACAAGACAUUUUCAAUACCGGGUAAUCUAAAGAAACACGAACGUAUACAUACAGGUGACAAACCAUUCAAGUGUACAUACUGUGAUAAGACAUUUACACGUCAGUGCAAUAUGAAGACACAUGAACGUAUCCAUACAGGUGUCAAACCUUACAAGUGUACMCACUGUAACAAAGCAUUCAAAAAACAAAGUCAUCUAACGUCRCAUGAGCGUACCCAUACAGAAGUGAAACCCUACAAGUGUACGUACUGUGACAUGGCAUUUACACAACAGGGUAAUCUAAAAAGACAUGAACGUAUCCAUACGGGUGUCAAACCAUACAAAUGUACAUAUUGCAACAAGGCAUUUAGUGAAAACGCYACUCUAAAGAUACAUGAACGCACCCACACAGGCGAAAAACCAUACAAAUGUAYAUGCUGUAACAAGGCAUUUAACCGUCAGGGCAAUCUGACGAUACAUAAACGUUCCCAUACAGGUGUCAAACCAUACCAGUGUUCACACUGUAAUAAGGCAUUUAGACAACAGAGUACUCUAAAGAGACAUGAACGCGCCCAUACAGAAUGACAAAAGACUCGGAGGAAUAUAUCAAUCAAGAGAAAUAGACAUAAGGCUUUGUACAUAGUUAGUUGAUAGAUAGGGCGUUUUCACUCACGUGACAAGGCAGCCAUAUUGGUGUACCAGACAAUAGAAACUUACUGCACAAGUUUUGCAUAAAAAUAAAGCUCAAUUAACGGAGGAUAGAACGUGUAUUGUUUUGGUACACCAACAUGGGCGCUGUGACGUCAUGUAAAAACAUAUGUGACGUCAUGUGAAAACUCAAGCCUCUAUACAGGCUUCAAGGCAUUUAAGCAAAGAAAGUAACUAAUCCGAAUUGUAUUUAUAUAUUUAAGUCAUCAUGUGAUCUUUAUAAAAGGAAUUUGAAUUACUUAGAUAUAGAGACAUUUGAGUUACAUUAGUACUACUGGUACGAAUGUCUCUAGAAUAACUUUGAGACGUAUAAGUGAAGUUCUUACUAAAACUGGAAGCAUAUUAUAGAAUAAACGAGAAAGAGUCUUU
This is a messenger RNA of Actinia tenebrosa (Australian red waratah sea anemone), 2679 nucleotides long. RefSeq lists its product as uncharacterized. Gene Ontology annotation, molecular function: DNA-binding transcription factor activity, RNA polymerase II-specific; RNA polymerase II cis-regulatory region sequence-specific DNA binding. Gene Ontology annotation, biological process: regulation of transcription by RNA polymerase II. NCBI's taxonomy places the organism in Eukaryota, Metazoa, Cnidaria, Anthozoa, Actiniaria, Actiniidae. The record is from RefSeq and is a predicted model, not a curated record. Gene Ontology annotation, cellular component: PcG protein complex; transcription regulator complex; chromatin.